AUGCCUUUCUCAAUCCCAUCAUCCCUCCUCCACCUCCUCCUCAUAACCUCAACAAUCACAAUCCAACCAACCCAAGCCUUCCAACUCGCCCCCUCAACCUUCACGCACACCCAAUGCAGCGACAACCCCCUUCUCGGAACUCCCACAUACGGCAAUGCCGGAAUCGUUUUUACAACAUGUUCACAACGCGACAUUUCCGCCUCAAGGCAGGAGAUUUACGAUGCGAUUCUCGAUUUCUCAGAGUAUAAAAAUUGGAAUUCUUUCGUUGUGGAUGUUCGGGAUCGGAAAGGAGGGGAGGAAGUUGAGAUGGGGGUUCGGGAAGAUGUGGGGUUUGCUAUGAGGUUUACGACUAGGGGGUUGUUGCCUGGUGGGGUUAAUACGAGUAGUGAUGAGGUUGUUACUUUUGCUGAGAGGGAGGUUAAGGGGGAGGAGGAUGAUGGGAGGAAGACGGCGGCGGUUAGUGGGUGGAGGUUUGAGGGGGUUGGACAGCAGGCGGAGCAUGUUAAUGUUUUGAGGGAUUUGGGGGGCGGGGUUACGAGGUGA
This is a messenger RNA of Ramularia collo-cygni, 543 nucleotides long. RefSeq lists its product as uncharacterized. Bases 1 to 543 code for a protein of 180 amino acids. The transcript has a single exon. The record is from RefSeq and is a predicted model, not a curated record. NCBI's taxonomy places the organism in Eukaryota, Fungi, Ascomycota, Dothideomycetes, Mycosphaerellales, Mycosphaerellaceae.